AGCAAAACCAAUCCAUUUUACAAGAAAUGGCAUCAUCAUAUAUGUCUAUGACACAAACAAUGGUUUCGUCUAAACUAUGUUCAAAGAUUAACACGAAGAAAUAUCACGUGUUAUCAACAACUCAAAAGAAUUCUAUCAAUCUGAUUUUUCAUCUGGAUCGAUCACAACCAAAUAGAAGCACUUUGAAGCAUUACACAAGGGUAAGAAAGUUAGAAUCAGAAUGGGAAGAAAACAAAGAUGUAGAGAACGAAGAUAAAGAGAAAUCAGAUUGGGAAGAGAAGAAAGAUGAAGAGAACGACACCAAGAAGGAAGACCAUCAGGCCGAGGAGACAGUUCUAAAACUAUACAGCAAUAUCAAGGACCGAAACAUCAAGGAGGAAGGCUAUCGGGCGGAAGAGACAGUUCUAAAACUGUACACCGAUAUCAAGGACCGAAACAUCGAUGGCAUUUCAGAAGUUAUCGCAGAUGAAUGCCAAUGCUUUUCCAAUGUUUUAUCCAAGUAUCGACUCUUACAAGGCAAGAAGCAAGUUAUGGCUUUCUUCUACUGGUUGAUCAUGGAGCUGGGUAAAGAUAUCAAGAUUAUUGUUAGACCAACGUCCAAAGAUGGCAUGACCGUUGGUGUCCAAUGGCAAUUCGAAUGUGAGAAGUCACACAUACAAUUGGGGAGGGGAUUCAGUUUCCACAGUUGCCAUAUGUAUCAGGGAAAGCUGUUGAUUAAGAAUGUAGAGAUGUUCAUGGAGCCAAUGUUUCACAUAGCGCCUCUACGACUAAGAACUAUGGCGUUUGCAGUGAGCUUAGCUGAGAAGAUAGUCACUUUCUUAAGACCAGGAGAAAACACAAGGAGACAAGCAAUGGCAUUCCUGCUACUUGCUCUUCUGCUGCUUGCUGCAGCCGCUUUCUACUUCACACGACUGAGACUCUGAUACAUACACAGCAAAUAACAUGGAGCAGGAAAUAACACCACAGAAAAUAAGACUUUCUCUAUGAGUAAGGACUAAAGGAUGCAAAUAUUUCCAACUGGGAAAACAUAGUUAAACACAUUGAGUUUUUUUUUUUUUUUCCUAAGACAUUCAUGGGUGAAUGGCGUUAAAUACAAAACAUCUGCGCCAUUUGCCCUUACACUAGAGUUUCAGUAAUAGAAAAUCACAGAUUUCCUAAA
Molecule: messenger RNA, 1159 nt
Organism: Camelina sativa (false flax)
Lineage: Eukaryota; Viridiplantae; Streptophyta; Magnoliopsida; Brassicales; Brassicaceae
Source: RefSeq, a predicted model, not a curated record